AUGGCAAGAGCUCUCGCCUACGGUGGAGCAGCUGCCGCAGCUGCCUUCGGCCCGCCGUGGCUAGCCGUGCUCGGUGUGGCCAUGCUCUCCGUCUGGGCCAUCACUCUCGCCGUCCUCCUCUGUGGCGACAGCUCGGACAGCCCGAGACGACCAAGAUACAGCGGUGCUGGCGCUGGAGCAGCUGGCGUCGGCACCGUCUGUGGUGCCAGUGGUGGUGGUGGAGGGGGCUGUGGUGGAGGUGGAGGCGGCGGUGGUGGUGGAGGGGGCUGUGGCGGCGGUGGCGGUGGUGGUGGAGGGGGCUGUGGCGGCGGCGGCGGCGGCGGCGGCGGCUGUUGA
Molecule: messenger RNA, 336 nt
Organism: Miscanthus lutarioriparius
Lineage: Eukaryota; Viridiplantae; Streptophyta; Magnoliopsida; Poales; Poaceae
Source: the annotation of a GenBank genome assembly